AUGGGACGUGAUGACACGAAUGUACAUGCUGGGAUCAUAUCGGAAAAGGCUGCAAUUGGAAUUCUUAGUGACAGUGCAAAGUUGAGAUCACGAUUGAGGUUAUGUCGUGCUAGUGCCAAUGCAGAAGACUAUUUGACGAUGGAAACUUACGAGUGGACACCCGAAUUACUGGCGUACCUUGAUCAAUGGAGACAAUACCGAGACAAGCAACGGAUUGAAAAUCUUGGAUUUGAUCGUCGAGAGAGAAAACAUGAAUUCCUGCCUCAAUUUUCAGGUAAAGAUCUGCCAAAGCACCACAUCAGACGAAUACCACGCAAAGAUGUACUCACUGAGAUUGGAUAUCAUUUAGCUUGCGUACAUGAUGUAUGGCGAAAGUCAAAGUUAGGUACCUCCCGUUUUAAAUCAAUGAAAAUUGAAGAUAUCGGUGUGCUGGAAAAGAAAAUCAAAAGCAGCUUCGGAAUGGUGGUCGAUCUGGUCUACAAAAUGAUGUUAGCUCGUUGGAUGGAUCGACGAAAACGGCCCGCUAAGUGGUGGGCUUCUCUCCAACUCCGUGAAACAAACUACUUUGAUCGGGAGCACGAAUCGCCUGUUGAUCUUCCUGAGAGCUUUUCAGGUGACUACGCAGAGAGUUUGCAAGAGAAUGAUACUCAAUACUCUUUUCCAGACAGAGCCGAGCUCAACGAAAAAAAAUUACAUGAUGCUACUAACAGCGAAUCUGUUAAACACAAAAAGAGUCAAAGGUCAAGAAUGCAAUUUUCUGCUGUGGGUGGAUUUCGACGUCCUUCUACGGUGACAUUGGUGAAUCAUGCAUCGACAUCAAAGAAGGAGGCGACUAAACUGAUUCCAUCUCCUGACCUUGUGAUGGCGAAGCCACUUGUCUUUGCCACGCCAAUCCGAUCUCACGACGUUUACGCGUGGACAGACAAGGAUGUUCGGGCUUUCACGCGCAAUACUAAGCGUAUAGCCGACGUACGUGCCGCAAUGGUGGGUCUACGUGACCGUUUCGAUUGGUUGACGACUUCCCGUGAGGUUACAAGCGUUACUGGAACUGAGACUAAAUCAGCUCUUGGAGAGAGUGCGUGUGAUGCGUGGCGAGCGGCAUUCAUAGCUACUCACUUGUGUACGCUAACCAAGAAGGCAGCUUCUUUUGCCGAAGAAGCCGCAAUCUCCGAGGCCGCGUCCGCGCUUACUUUGAAGCGUUCAUUAUAUGCAGCUGAGGGUAAGACAGCUGCAAUAGAAGAAGACAACGAAGACUUGUCAACGUUGCGCGUUAGUUCAGACGAAGCACAUGUUCAGGAACUGCAGGAGAAUGUUCGACAUGCACAUGAUCGCGUUGCAGAACUACUUUCUAUGUAUGAUGGCCAACAGUCGACUGAGUGGCGCGAUGUCAUAAUAUCAACUAGUCUUGCCACUGCUCAGCUACUGCGCACGAUUUCGGAGAAUGAAGUUGUUCAUGGAAUGCUGGCAUACAGUAAUAGAUCAAAGGCAUCGACAUCGUAA
Molecule: messenger RNA, 1500 nt
Organism: Peronospora farinosa
Lineage: Eukaryota; Oomycota; Peronosporomycetes; Peronosporales; Peronosporaceae
Source: the annotation of a GenBank genome assembly